Messenger RNA from Cinara cedri, 1418 nucleotides. Lineage: Eukaryota; Metazoa; Arthropoda; Insecta; Hemiptera; Aphididae. The record is from the annotation of a GenBank genome assembly.
AUGACGUCUUGUGCAAGGGAAACCGUUGACCUGCACGAUUGCCUAGAAUUGGUCACUGGACUUGCACGACAUGCCGGAAAGGUAUUGCUAUAUUGAUAAUAUAUAAUAUUAUAUUGAAGUAGCUAACAUACCGUCCUUCUCCUAUUUCAAUACCUAAAAAUAUGGGAUGAAUGAAGUUUAUCUAUGAAGCAAUUUUUGAGUCUUGUUCUACCAAAUGUAUGAUUAUGCAUGCCUAAUAUGUUAGUACUUUUAAUAAAAGUCGUUUCCCAUUGAGAUCGUUAUUCAAUUUAUUAUUAUAUAAUAUUAUGAUUGUACAAACAAAUGCCAUGUAAAUUGAUUCCCUACGUUUAUAAUACAAUAUUUUUUUGUAGAUCAUUAAGUCUCGAAUAAAUCAAAAGAAAACUAUAGAGACAAAAGCCAACGCUAUUGACUUUGUCACUGAAACCGAUCAAGAAGUGGAAAAAUUGCUCAUUGAAGGAAUUAAACAAAAAUAUCCAAAUCAUAAGUAUGUUGGAAGGAAUUCAAAAAAAUAAAAUAAUAUAAAAAAUAAAAUUUAAGGUUUAUCGGAGAAGAAUCAUUUGCUGCUGGCGAGAAAGAGGUGUUGACUAGUUCACCCACUUGGGUUAUAGAUCCUGUGGACGGUACCACUAAUUUUGUGCAUAGCUAUCCAAAUGUUUGCAUAUCUAUUGGUCUUUCUAUUGAUUGCGACAUCAAGUUAGGUAUUAUCUUCAACCCUAUCUUGGACAUGUUUUUUAGAGCGAUAAAAGGCGAAGGCGCAUUUUUAAAUGAUGAACCCAUUAAAGUCAGUGGCGUCAAAAGUAAUAUUUCUUGGCACCUAUAAUACCAAAUUUGUAAUUUUAAUUUUUUUUUUUUUUUUUUUGGUUAUUUUAGAAUUAAGUGAUGCUUUGGUUGCUGUAGAAUAUGGUUCACUCAGAACUGAAGAAUUUAGGAAUAUUGUGGAUCACAACAUUAAAUAUUUAGCAUUGAAUGCCCACGGGUAAAGUUUUAAUUGUGUACUGUUUCACAACAGAAUUCUUGCAUUCAAUUUUACAGGUAAACAUAAUAUUUCUUUUUUCUAGUAUUCGUGCUGCUGGUUCAGCUGCUUGGAAUUUGGCUCAAGUUGCAAGAGGAGCUAUUGACUUGUAUGUGGAAAUGGGUAUUCAUGCUUGGGAUAUGGCAGCGGGCGAUAUUAUUGUCAGAGAAGCUGGUGGUACUGUACUCGAUCCAGCCGGUAAUCAAUAUUAAGGAUUAAUAUAUUACAAUAUAAUGUGUACUUUGAUGAUAAUACUUAUAAUAUAUUAUUAAUUUCAGGUAAAACAUUUCAUUUGAUGCAUCGUAGAAUACUAGCUACAUCAUCAACAGAGAUUGCCAAUGAAGUGUUUCCAAAUUUUAAACACUAUUAUCCAGAUCAUGAUUAA